Cebus imitator (Panamanian white-faced capuchin) is the source of this 1027-nucleotide messenger RNA. It is a transcript of the gene CIMIP2B, whose product is annotated as family with sequence similarity 166 member B. The transcript has 5 exons. Lineage: Eukaryota; Metazoa; Chordata; Mammalia; Primates; Cebidae. Bases 82 to 738 code for a protein of 218 amino acids. The record is from RefSeq and is a predicted model, not a curated record.
CUGACCCCACAACCCUGGACACGGUACACACAGACCAGAGCCUUGGCUCAAAGGCAAACAAAAGAAACUGCCAGGCUCCCCAUGGCUGUGGCCAGCACCUUCAUACCGGGGCUCAACCCUCAGAACCCUCGUUAUAUCCCGGGGUACACUGGACACUGCCCACUACUUCGGUUCAGCACGGGCCAGACCUAUGGGCAGGCGACUGCUCAGCUACUUCGAGGCCCUCCUGGCCUAGCCUGGCCCACAGUCCACCGCACACUUCUGCCUCCCAUUCGGCCUCCAAGAUCAACUGAGGUUCCCAGGAGGAGCCUGCCUCUCGGGCGUGGGCACCAAAGGCUCAGCUCCAGCAUGAUCCCUGGGUACACAGGUUUUGUACCCCGGGCACAGUUCAUCUUUGCCAAGAACUGCAGCCAGGUCUGGGCCGAGGCGCUGAGUGACUUUACUCACUUGCAUGGAAAGCAAGGGAGUGAAGAGCUGCCAAAGAAGGCCAAGGGAGAAAAGGACACAGAGAAGGACCAAGGGCCAGAGCCAGAGGGACAGCUGGAGGAGGAGCCAGCACUGGAGGCAGCAGAACAAGCUUCUCCCUACUCCAUGGAUGACAGGGACCCUCAGAAGUUCUUCAUGUCAGGCACUGCAGGAAUUUGGGCAGAAGCGCUCACUGGGCAGUGCCCAGAAAGACCCCAAACAUCUCCCCCCACUUCCCAGGACAUACCCACAGAACCUGGGUCUUUUACCUAACUAUGGGGGCUACGUGCCAGGUGAGAUGAUCCCCCGGGGAGGCUUUGGGGACUGGAAUGUUCAUAUGGGUAUUGGGUAGGUGGGGGGUGGUUGGAACUAAUAGAUAUGGGAGGGCUCAGAUCAUGUGGUUCAGCUUUAUCAUCAGGCAGAAAAGCAAACUGAGGUAGCUACCCACAGUGGGGAAUGAGUUAGGACCAGAUUUUAGAGGGCUGUUUGGAUGUCUAGCCAGCUGGCUGAGAAUGAAAUGGCUUUGCCAUGCUGCUGGCUACAUGUGACAGACUCUCUUGGC